GAGAGAGAGAGCCGUGGAGCGCGCGCGUGCUUCUCCGCUGAAUUCAUCUCUAUCUCUCUAUCUAUCUUUCUAUCUCUCUCUCUUUUUGUCUAUUUGUGUUCGUCCUCCUGAGAGUGUUCAGUCCACCAAUCUAUCUCUAUAUAUAUAUAUCUCUCUAUCCCUCUCUCUUUUUCUCUCUGUUCUAACGCGCAACUCUGUGGAGAAGCCGGACUAACGUUACAUCUAACCCGGGUUAUUCUGCCUCAUCCGCUCGCGCUGCAUCCCUCUCUCUCGCGCUGGGAACUGGAUUUCGGGGCUGUUCGCGGGGCGCGUGGAUGAAAGCGUGCACCGGCGCGAGACGCGGAGAUGGAGUUGCUCGUGAUCAGCCUCUCCUUGUGGCUCCUGCAGGGGCACGCGGCGCGGGCGGACUCCAUCAUCCACAUCGGUGCUAUUUUUGAACAAAACGCAAUCCGGGAUGAUGAAGUGUUCCAGCUGGCCAUUUCGGACCUGAGCUUGAACGACGACAUCCUGCAAAGCGAGCGGAUCACCCAUUCUAUCAAACUGAUCGAACCCAACAACCCCUUCCAGGCAGUGCAAGAAGCCUGUGAGCUAAUGAACCAGGGAAUCCUGGCCUUGGUGUCAUCCACCGGCUGCGCAGCUGCUAGCGCUCUGCAGUCUCUGACAGAUGCCAUGCACAUCCCGCACCUCUUUAUCCAGCGCAACGGAGAUGGCACGCCCCGAGCUGAGUGUCAGCUUAACCCCUGCCCCGACGGAGAGAGGUACACGCUCGCCGCCCGGCCGCCGGUACGGCUCGACGACGUCAUGAUAACGCUAGUCUCUGAACUGCGGUGGCACAAGUUCAUCAUGUUCUACGACAGCGAGUACGAUGUACGAGGUCUGAGGGGAUUUCUGGACCAGGCGUCUCGCUUGGGUUUGGACGUGUCUCUGCAGCAGGUGGAUCGUAACGUCACUAAGGUGUUCUCCACUCUGUUCAGCACCAUGAAGACGGACGAGCUGAACCGCUAUCGGGAUACUCUGAGACGAGCCAUCCUGCUGCUCAACCCUCGCUCCGCCCAGGUCUUCAUCCACCAGGCUGUGGAGACGAACCUCGCAUCCAAAGACAGUCACUGGGUGUACGCGAAUGAGGAGGUGAGCGAUACCGAGAUCAUGGAGCUGGUCCACAGUGCUCUCGGCCGCAUGACCGUGAUCAGGCAGAUUUUUCCUCUGUGGAGAGAUACGAACAUCCGCUGCAUGAGGAACAACCACCGCAUCUCCUCGCUGCUCUGCGACCCCCAGGAGGGAUACCUGCAGUCCCUGGAGGUUUCCAGUCUGUACCUGUACGACAGCGUGCUGAUGCUGGCUAACGCCUUCUACCGGAAGCUGGAAGACAGGAAGUGGCACAGCAUGGCCAGCCUGAACUGCAUGAGGAAGUCAACCAAACCAUGGAAUGGGGGCUGGUCCAUGCUGGACACCAUCCAGAAGGGACGGAUCUCGGGUCUGACAGGUCUGAUGGAUUUCCGAAGCAACGGAGCCAACUCCCAUGCACAGUUUGAGAUAUUGGGAACCACUUAUAGCGAGACGUUCGGGAAGGACGUCAAGCGGCUGGCAACCUGGGACUCUAUCCGCGGCAUGAAUGGCAGUCUAAAGGAGAAUCGAGUGGAGAGCGGCAUGCAAGGAGUGACUGUGAAAGUCGUCACAUUACUGGAGGAGCCGUUCGUGAUGGUGGCGGAGAAUAUUCUGGGUCAGCCGAAGCGCUACAAGGGUUUCUCCAUCGAUGUUCUGGAUGCUCUGGCCAAAAUACUGGGCUUCAAAUAUGAGAUCUACCAGGUGGCUGAUGGAAAGUAUGGCUCCCAGCAACCUAACGGCUCCUGGAACGGCAUGAUUGGUGAACUCAUCAAAAAGAGGGCAGAUCUGGCUAUUUCAGCCAUCACCAUAACGCCGGAGCGUGAGAACGUGGUGGACUUCAGUAAACGUUAUCUGGAUUACUCUGUGGGAAUCCUGAUGAGCAAAUCUGUGGAGAAACUCAACAUCUUCUCACUGCUAGCACCCUUUGAUCUGGCGGUAUGGGCGUGUAUCGCUGCUGCCAUCCCUGUGGUUGGAGUUAUGAUCUUUCUGCUGCGCCGGAUCCAGUCCGUCCGCUCCCAGAACACCCCUGGGCCCCACCAGCCUGCGUCUGUUACCACCUCCUUCCAGAGUGCCAUCUGGAUCGUCUACGGAGCUUUUGUUCAACAAGGGGGUGAGUCCAUCAUGAGCUCUGUGGCACUGAGGAUAGCCAUGGGCAGCUGGUGGCUCUUCACGCUCAUUGUGUGCUCAUCAUACACAGCUAACCUGGCAGCUUAUCUCACAGUGUCCCGCAUGGACAACGCAGUACGAACAUUCCAGGACCUGUCCAAGCAAGCAGACCUGAGCUACGGCACUGUUAAAGAGUCAGCGGUCUAUGAGUACUUCAAAGUGAAGGGAACCAAUCCCCUGGAGCAGGACAGUACCUAUGCAGAGCUGUGGAGGACAAUCAAUAAGAACCAGGGGCAGGACAACUCAGUGAGCACUCCAGCUGACGGCAUCCGGAAGGCUAAGCGGGAGUCGUAUGCGUUCCUGUGGGACAUGGCAGUGGUGGAAUACGCUGCGCUGACGGAUGAUGACUGCACCCUCACAGUGACGGGGAACAGCAUGAGCACCAAAGGCUACGGCUUGGCUCUGCAGCACGGCAGCCCCUACAGAGACCUCUUCUCCCAGAAGAUUCUGGAGCUACAGGAGAAGGGGGACCUGGACAUCCUGAAGCAGAAGUGGUGGCCACGCAAAGGGCGCUGCGACUUGGACAGAGGCACCGAGGCGCAGACGGAGGGGCGGGCGCUGAGGCUGCACAGUUUCGCUGGGGUUUUCUGCAUCCUGGCGGCCGGGUUGCUGCUGGCCUGCCUGGUAGCCGCUCUGGAGAUGUGGUGGAACGGCCCACGCUGUCGGCGGGCGCAGCCUAAAGAGGACAAAGAGGUGAAUCUGGAGCAGGUUCACCAGCGUCUGACUGGGCUGAUUGAUGACGAUCUGGCGCACAAGCAGCUUCCCGGUCAGUCUCUGGAGAUCUCGGCGCUGGACAUGGGCAGUAUGGGCAGUCUGGCCGGCAUGCGGCAGCGGCAGGGCUCGCAGGAGGCCGUCAGAGACUUUCCUCCGGGGGGCAUGUCCGUCACCUCCUUCCUGCAGGAAGGUCCCAGAAUGGGGCGCCUGCCCGGACGCAACCUGCCCCUCCCCCUCAGCAGCUCCACCCUGCCGCCCUCCAUGCGCUGCAAGCACCGGGCCCCCAACGGAGGCCUUUUCCGCCAGAGUCCAGUAAAGACGCCCAUGCCUAUCGCCUACCAAGCAGUGCCCGGAGGAGGCCUCCCCGAGACCAUUGACUCGAGCCACGGGACCUCCAUCUGAGCCGGCCGGUCGUCACGUUCACCUUUUGAGAAAAAAACAAAAAAAAAAAACAGAAGCUGUAACUUUGCAGAAACUUUACCUGCCAGUCAAAACUAUCCAGCCACAGACAGUGGAGACACCUGGCACAGGCCGAGAGACGGCGUAAAGACCAGAACAGAAAACGUGUAAAAAAAAAAAAAAAAGAACAAGUAUUUUCCUUUUCCUUUCUUUUUUUCUUUGUAAUACAGAUGAAAACACAAGGCUGGUAGGACAGAGAUGCUGACUUUCCUAAACUGUGCAUAUUUGUAAAUAACGAGACACUGCGGUGAAGUCAAAGUGUAUUUUGAAUAUCCUUGAUUUUUUUUUUUUUUGAAAGUUCAGUUGAAAGACUUUAUUAAAACAAAACACAAAUAUAUAUACAGACUGUUUGAAUGGCUUUGUAAAUUUGGUUCUAAACGAAUAAAAAAAAGAAUUCCUCGUGGUUGUUUUCUAAGUGCCAAGCUCAAAGAUUUUUUCCCUUUGAAGUAAAAGUGUCAUGAAUGUACUAGAAAAUAUUCAGAAAAAAAAACUAUUUCUACACUUACACAAAACUGUGGACUAUUUGAUUUUUUUUCUCAAAUAAAAACAAAUAUUGAAAAAAUAGUGAA
Astyanax mexicanus (Mexican tetra) is the source of this 4013-nucleotide messenger RNA. RefSeq names its product glutamate receptor, ionotropic, delta 1a (gene grid1a). Bases 346 to 3387 code for a protein of 1013 amino acids. Lineage: Eukaryota; Metazoa; Chordata; Actinopteri; Characiformes; Acestrorhamphidae. Gene Ontology annotation, biological process: monoatomic ion transport; modulation of chemical synaptic transmission; synaptic transmission, glutamatergic. The transcript has 16 exons. Gene Ontology annotation, cellular component: plasma membrane; postsynaptic membrane. Gene Ontology annotation, molecular function: glutamate-gated receptor activity; transmitter-gated monoatomic ion channel activity involved in regulation of postsynaptic membrane potential. The record is from RefSeq and is a predicted model, not a curated record.